UUUACAAUUCGGCCUGCAAGUAUAAUUGCUUCUCAUCUGCAAAGAAAAUUCACAUCUCUAUUUCUGUUUUCUGUGCUAAAGAGCUCUGUCAGUGUCUGAAGAUGUCUGGUCGCGGAAAACAGGGUGGGAAGGCCCGUGCCAAGGCUAAGACUCGCUCUUCUAGGGCUGGUCUUCAGUUUCCCGUUGGCCGAGUUCAUCGUUUGCUGCGUAAAGGCAACUACUCCGAACGAGUUGGAGCUGGAGCGCCGGUGUAUCUUGCGGCAGUGCUGGAGUACCUAACCGCUGAGAUCUUGGAGCUGGCGGGCAAUGCAGCACGGGACAACAAAAAGACUCGUAUCAUCCCGCGCCACCUGCAGCUGGCCAUCCGCAACGACGAGGAGCUCAACAAGCUGCUGGGCAAAGUCACUAUCGCGCAGGGUGGUGUCCUGCCCAACAUCCAGGCCGUGCUGUUGCCGAAGAAAACUGAGAGCCACCACAAGGCCAAGGCUCAUGUAUUCCUAAUCUCAAAGAGGCUUUGACAUAUUGUAGUUGAUUAUAUACAGCACCAACAAAGGAAGAA
Messenger RNA from Microcebus murinus (gray mouse lemur), 559 nucleotides. RefSeq names its product histone H2A type 1-D. Gene Ontology annotation, molecular function: structural constituent of chromatin; protein heterodimerization activity; DNA binding. NCBI's taxonomy places the organism in Eukaryota, Metazoa, Chordata, Mammalia, Primates, Cheirogaleidae. Gene Ontology annotation, cellular component: nucleosome. The record is from RefSeq and is a predicted model, not a curated record.